This is a messenger RNA of Aphanomyces invadans, 1907 nucleotides long. RefSeq lists its product as hypothetical. The record is from RefSeq and is a predicted model, not a curated record. Gene Ontology annotation, molecular function: serine-type carboxypeptidase activity. Gene Ontology annotation, biological process: proteolysis. NCBI's taxonomy places the organism in Eukaryota, Oomycota, Saprolegniomycetes, Saprolegniales, Verrucalvaceae. Bases 189 to 1640 code for a protein of 483 amino acids. The transcript has a single exon.
ACGACACACUCAGGCGAUAGUGAAAACAGCCAUCCACGCCCAGUCAGCCACGAGCGCGCCGAUUGCCGCGCCGCCGAAUUCCAUGAAUCUACCUAUCGAUGCCUCAUUCUCGGACGACAACAUGCCAGCGGAUCAUGUAGCCACCAACUUUCCUCCUCAUUGGUCGAUUGAUCUGGGUCACAAGGCCGAUGGCAGCCACAGAGCACACCCAUCUCCUGCAGCACCCCGCGCGCGGAAAGGCCUCGCCCUGGCGCUUCAUCCUUCUGGUUGCAGGUGCCGCCGUUGGCGGGAUUGCUGUUGCUGUCUUCUACAGCAUCCAGUCGAGCGUCACAACGAUUCUUCAUGCCACGCCCAGCGGCGUCAACAAGUCGUACUGCGACCCUAGUGUGCACCACGAGUUUGGCUACAUCAAGCUGCCGCACAAGGUGAACGACCACUACUUCUACUCGUUCUUCGAGUCGCGCAACGAUCCCGCCAACGACCCGCUCGUGCUGUGGCUCGAAGGCGGCCCUGGGUCGUCCUCGACCUGGACGCUGUUCAACAUGAACGGCCCGUGCUUCAUCGGCGACGACCUGAACUCGACCGUGCCAAACCCGCACUCGUGGACCAACCACGCGAACGUGAUCUGGCUCGAUCAGCCCACGGGCGUCGGAUUCUCGUACGGAGACGCUCAAGACGACGACCAGACGGAGGACGACGUUGGUCGCAACGUGUUCGAGUUCUUGCGGGGGUGGUUGAAGGCGCAUCCGUCGUAUGCAUCGCGGCCGUUCUUCGUGACGGGACAGAGCUACGGGGGCCACUACGUCCCUGCCGUCGCGCACUACAUCGUGACCCACCAGGUCGACUUAAUUGGCAUCAACUUGCACGGAAUUGUGAUUGGCAAUGGGUGGAUGGAUGCGACUAUUCAAUGCCCGACGGCCGUCGACAUGGUAGCCUCCGUUGCCAACCAGUACAACAUUUCGCUCGUGUCGGAUGCCGAGAUGGUUCAAAUGAAACAAAAUGUCGAGUUGGUCGAUGCGGCCUGUCGUGCGUGCGACGCCACUCAUGACGAGCGCACGUGCAAGACAGUGCUGGCGAUGUGGGAGGGCAAGCUCGUCCAGCCCAUGGUAACCAACCCACCGCGCAGCGUGUACGACGUCCGCGAAGUAUGCGCCCCCAUCUGCAACGACCACGGGAUGGCCAAGACCGGUCUCUAUCUCAACAUGCCGUCGAUCCAAGCUCAAUUGGGAGUCAAGAAGCCGUACACCUGGAACAACGGGACGGUCGCGAUGGAGUUCUCCGCUGAUACGGCCAUGUCGGUCACGCAUUUCUUCCCGCCCAUCCUAGCCAGCGGCGUCCGCGUCUUGCUAUAUGCUGGCGACGCCGACUUGAUGUGCAACUGGAUCGGAAUCGAAGUGUGGACGCGAGCGCUCGAGUGGCCUGGCCAUGCUGCGUACAAUGCCGCACCUGUGAACGAUUUGAUUGUGGGUGGAGAGAAGGCUGGCCAUGUCCAGUCGGCGGCCAACUUGACCUUUGUCCGUGUGUUCAACUCUGGCCAUGGCGUGCCUGUGGACCAACCCGUCGUUGGCCUCGCCCUCAUCGAUCGCUUCUUUCAAAACUUGAAUGUGGAUGAUGCGCAAGAGAAGCAAGUCGAACAGUGAUCCUUUUCCCCGUGUUCAUUGCAUCGGAGCGAUCUGUUCAUGAGGGACAGCUUUGGAUGGAUGCAGCGACGGGCACUGCUGCGACAGGACUGUGUCAACGACGAGUCUAUCAACCAAGUGACGGUGCCAGCAUUGGGUUUUGCCAGCCUAGGCCUCAAGGCCAUGUAGACAGCGCGCCCACACGCCAUUGCAGGGGGGGGCGCUCGGCCGAUUUCCUCCUUGACUCCGACGAGGUCCUUGUACAACGAUGCACUUGGACACCAUUCA